This is a messenger RNA of Closterium sp. Yama58-4, 2670 nucleotides long. The record is from the annotation of a GenBank genome assembly. Lineage: Eukaryota; Viridiplantae; Streptophyta; Zygnematophyceae; Desmidiales; Closteriaceae.
AUGGCGUCCCUGUUAGAAAUUUCGAUGUCGCAGUUUAACCACAUUCGGCAACUGACGCGGUUGCUAGCUUCUCUCGCGCUUUGCGUUCUCUGCUGCACGGCGAUGGGUGGUGCUGAGGACGUGGAUUGGUGUUAUCCUACAGAUUACCUUCGCGUAUCAACUCCAUGUUCGGGGAGCACGAGGGAGGUGUCGUACCAGAAGAUGCGCGAGUGCGUCGACCCGUUCCCCGUGCAAGGCGUGCACGACGAGCCCUGCUCAUGCAGCCCAGAGGACUACACGUCUGUCUAUGCCAUACAGGAAGGCAGCAACAAGUGCAUGGAGGCAUUCACUACAGAGAACUGCACUGGCGGAGACGGUGUGAGCCGAACAAUGGUCAACGACAUUUACUGCGAGCUCAAGAGCGUGGCAUGCAAGGAGGAGCACAUUCGCGCUGCCUACUCGCCCUGCUACCGGGCCAACGUCUCCCCCUCUUCCGCCCUUGCCGCUGCUGCUGGUGCCACUGGUGCUAAUGCUGCAACAGGCAAUGACACCCUCGUCCCCGCUAUAGAGGUUGUGUUUUACUUUGACAGCACGUGUAAUCCGCGCACCAAGGGCUCUGUGCACCUGCCGCCCAACACCUUCAUUCCCUGCGACCUAAACUGUGGGCCAGGGUCGUUUCUUGAACGAGACACUUGCCGCAAGUGCAAACCAGGCACGUACAGCAUGGGCGGUGGGCUGCGACUGGAGCGAUUUGAGGAGCUGGAUACCAACUUGUUCACUGCAACAUGUGAAUACAUGAAUGUCACAGGAAAGCAUCCCUGCCAAAGCUGGCGGGUGGACGCGGGGGUGUUGAGGGCGGGCCCAUACGACGAGCCCAACGACCUGUACCAGGACGAGUGUGCAGCAGACCCCGAUGAGAACUGCCACAACAACCUCAAGGCCACGCUCUCCAUGCCUGUCAAGCUCGUCCGCGACGGGUACGUGAAGUUCAACUACACGGCGAGUGCAGAGGCAGGCUACGACGGGCUCUCCUUCUUCAUCGAUGUGUCUGAGCGCCCCACCAUGCCCAUCGUCUCCGACCAGUUCACCCCGAUGCAAGUGCGCUUCAAUCUGAGCCGUGGAUUCCACACGCUCACAUGGACCUACAACAAGGACGAGAAGUGGACGCAAGGGCAAGACACCGCCACCAUCACUUUUAUAGAGGUGGAUGGUACAGACUUCAACGACCACACGUGCCUGCACUGCCCUGCCGGCUACUUCAGUGGGGAGGGCGCGUCUGAGUGCUCCCCUUGCCCUCUUGACACCGUCUCAACAGGGGGAGCCAGCGAGUGCAUGCCCUGUCCCGAGGGCACCUACUCUCUUGAACCCCCUCGCAUCAACUGCACCCAGCGCCCACCCUGCCAGGUGGAAAAGCAUGCGGCCUCCUCCUACUCUGACUGCGACGCCACCACCAAGACUAGAAAGAAGGUGUGGAAGUGGUUGGAGCCUCGUAUCUGCAGUCCCACAGCAGACAGCCCCCCCUCCCACCAGAUGAAACCGAGCCCUGCCCCCCAUGCCCGCCUGGGCAGGUAUCAGCAGUGCUACAAGUCAACAACACCAUCAUAUGCAAGUUCUGCCCCUCCGCGUGCACUGAAGUUCUUUAUUGAUGGCAUGGAGGUCGAGACAGUGCAGAUCCCGUUGAAGCCCACAGAGGUGCAGACGGUGAUGUGGGACGUGGAUGCAGGGCAGCACCAGUUCAUGUGGAUCUGUCAGGAGGUACCAGAGGGCGCACACCUGGCACCGUCAGGGCUGUGGUGGGAGCCAUGCCCGCCCGGCACGUACGGCAAGGGCGGAACCAACAACUGCACCAAGUGCCCUGCCAACACCUUCAACGAGGCCUCUUAUGGCACGGAGGAGUCAUGUGAGCCAUGUGGUGAGGGCACGUCAUCAGCAGAGGGCAGCAGCGAGUGCACCGUGGGCGACGUCUACAUCCCCACCUCCUUCUGCCACUACACACCGCCUCCCACCGCAUUCAACUCCUCGCGCCUCACGGUCUUUGACCUCUCUCCUCUCGCGCGCCUGCACCCGGACCAAAUGUUUGGGCCGAUAUACGACGAUCCCACAGCUCCGGAUAGGGAGCAGCGGUCGCUGUACUAUGUGAGCGUGUGCACGCGGGACAAUACCAAUGCCACCUGCUACGCCCCCCGAGGAGGCUCCCUCAACACAUAUGCCUGCCGAGUCAACCCCAGGUCACCGCUGGAGGGUCCGCGGCGCAGGGCAGUGAGUCUGGGCGACAGCAUAUCGCUGCACCCGCUGGGGGCGCACCCGGCGCUGGAGCGCAGGGGCUUUGUGAUGUCCCUGGAGGGGUCGCUGUGCGCGGGCAACAGCAUGCUGCGCGCCACCAACAUCUCCUUCAUCUGCGACCCUGACGCUGGCUACGGUGCCCCGGAGGCAUGGACGGACAAGGGCAAGGCAGCAGCAGUGGAUCCAAACCUCUCCUUCCCCAGCUGGGUGGUGCGCGGGGGCACAGUGCUCCCCAUCGGCGACGAGAAUGCAUGCAGCAUGGAGAUGGUGUGGUACACGGCGCACGCGUGCCCCAUGUGCACCAUGGAUGACUAUGAGCUCGUGGAGGUGUCGGGCUGUGUGGACAACAAGUACGCCACCUACAAGUACAAGCUGCCCAAGAUGUCGGGCUGUGUGGAUAACAAGUAA